AUGGCAGACCAUCUUCCCUCAGGGUUACUGGAAGCAUGUGUUGUCGUCGGAGCCUCUGGGGAUAAACUCAAGGAUGUCUACCAGUCUCUACAGCAGGGCAACAGGACAACAGACAUCCUUUUUUUAGACCCAGAGGUCUUGCAAGUCCACGUGCCUCCGUUUGUGACCAAAGAGAAUGCAGUUGAGUCUGGUGUCCCCAGAACCUUCAGUCGAGUCCAGUGCAGACGGUCCUUCAUCAAGAAGAAGGAGAGGCCAGUGGUGGCUCCUAGUGGCCCUGGAGGGUCCGGGAGCAGUGAGGGGGCCACUGUCACGGAGGAUGUCAGCGUCCCCAAGGACAUCGACCUCAUGGCCCUGCCCCAACUCUGCUUUCCAGGGGGGAUUCAAGUAACAAAUGAACCAAAAGAAGAGCGUUUUCACUUUCUAGUCUUCACGGAUGUGUUCGGUAACCAAACCCACGGAGUGGUGGUUCAGUGUUGUAGACCAUUUCAGGAAGGGUCAGUGUUCUAUCAGAAUGGACACUGGUCGUCCACCAGGACCACUAAGCUCUACACUGCUUAUGCCAUCUGUGUCAUAUCCAAGCAUCCUUAUUACAAUGCUCUGAAGGACUGUCUGUCUUGUUUGCUGGUGCAGCUUAGAACAUGCAGGUUGUCUGAAGAGAGGGUGAAGGAAUUUGCAGCCAAACUGUCUCUAGUGCCCAUUCCACCCCCUGGACAACUACAUGUGGUGUUCAACCUGAGACCCCUGAUGAUCGUACUGCCUUCCAGAGAGGAUAAGGAACACCCCGCUGUAGACCUGGACCUCCAUUUGCCCUUCCUGUGCUUUAGGUCCAAACAGAUUUUACAGAUCAUCACUGGUAUUCUGAUGGAGCAGAGGGUAGUGUUCUUCUCAGCUGACUGGGCCCGCCUCACCCUGGUGGCAGAGUGUUUCAUGCUCUACAUCCACCCCUUCCACUGGCAGCACCCCUACGUGCCCAUCCUCUCAGCCCAGAUGCUGGAUUUCGUCAUGGCCCCCACCGCCUUCCUCAUGGGCUGCCACCUCAACCACUUUGAGGAGGUCGCUGCGGAAACAGACGACCUGAUCUUGAUAAAUAUUGAUGAUGGAACAGUGUCUUCUUCCUGCUCAGAGACUGUCGACCUACCAGACGUCCCCUUCGUUUCGGGAGACUGUUUUACCAAGCGGAGGAAGGGCCUCCAGCUACAAUAUGAUCUAGAGCUGUGUCACCAAGGGGCCGGCGCAGACGUUAAUGACAUGCGCAUGCUGAGGAGACAAUGGCAGCAGAACCUGAACUGGGAAAUACAGAAGGUUACCUUGGAGCUCAUUGUCAACAUGUUCAGGGAUGUCAGUGGUCACCUGAACUAUGAACACAGAGUGUUUAACAGUGAAGAGUUCCUGAAGACCAGAGAGCUAGCUGACCUACCCUUUUAUAAAAAGGUCUUGGAGACGCACAUCUUUCAUUCAUUCCUGAAGGACCGCCUCAAUAGGAAGAUGGAUGCUUUCACACGCAUGGAAGUCAACACUCGCUCAGAGACACAGAAAAUGAAGGCGAUGACAGACAACCCCAGGAGGCCCACCAUGCAGGAAAUGGCCAGGAAGUAUAGCAGCGACCCAGAGAAGCGUCUGAACAAGAGGCUGGGGAUGAGCCUCCCCAACCUGGGAGAGGAGCGCCAUCUCAACCUCCUCAGACAAACCUCCCUCAAGAAGAUCAUUAUCCCUGACAGUGCCUUCAAGAUCCCGCCCAAGCCUGUGAAGAUCUUCAAGCUGCCAGAAUUUCCUCCUCCGAUGGUGCACCACCAUGUCCAGAACUACUAUGGAGAGUUGAUCAUACUACUGGGGAAGGCCAUCCUCUGUGUUCCUGAGAACUCCACACUCCUGGCCAGGUACUUCUACCUGCGCGGCUUCAUCAACACGCUGUGUUCCAAGCGUCUUGACGCCCUCAGCGACUUCCAGAACCUCUACAAGACGGACAUCGAGAUCUUCCCCACCGACCUGGUGAAGGCGCUAGUGGACUCGCUGCAGAAGGACGAGCGCUCCCAGGCGGACCGGCGGCCAGAGCUCAAGCGGCUCAUUUUCAAGGUGAAGACAGACAACGAGAUGGUGCUGGUCCAAGCUGACGACCACGUGAAGAAGUUCCAGCUCCCUAAGACCCACAUGCUGCAGGAGGACUUUGUGAAGUGCAUCCAGGAGUCUGGGAUUGUGAAAGACGUCGCCACCAUCCAUAGGCUGUUUGAGGCUCUCACUGUGGGGCAACAGAAGCAGAUUGACCCAGAGGUGUUCCGUGUGUUCUACACCUUCUGGAAGGAGACGGAGGUGGAGGCCCAGGACGUUCACCUGCCAGCUGAGGUCAUAGAGCACCUGGACAACAACGAGUGUGUCUACAAGCUGUCCUGCUCCAUCAAAACCAACCAGGGAGUGGGUAAGAUCGCCAUGACACAGAAGAGGCUCUUCCUGCUCACUGACGGGAGGCCUGGGUUUAUCGAGAUCACCAAGUUCAGAGACAUAAAGGAGGUGAAAAUCUCCUUUGCUCCUUUCCUGCUGUUGAAGAUCCCGUCUCUGAAGAUCAAGUGCAGUCUGAGGAAGGAGGUGUUUGAGGCCAACCUGAAGUCUGCGUGUGACCUGUGGAAUCUCAUGGUCAGAGAGAUGUGGGCUGGGAGGACGAUGGCAGACGACCACAAGGAUCCUCAGUACAUGCAGCAGGCUUUGACUAACGUCUUGCUCAUGGAUGCUGUGGUUGGGUGCCUUCAGAGCCAGAAGGCCGUAUUUGCCGCCUCCAAACUGGCAUACUUUGACAGAGUGAAACAUGAAGUUCCUAUGAUGGUUCCAAAGACAACAUCGGAGACGUUGAAACACAAGAUCAAUCCAUCACUAGACCUCCCAGCUCCACAGACUGUACACGUCUUACUCUACACACCAGGCCAGUUGAGUUACUCGGAGGCAGACGGAGAUGGGAACCCCAAGCUGUGGUGUGCCCUCAGUGGUGGCAGGGUGGUUGUGUUUGAUGCAGCCAGCUGGUCCAUGCAGCAGAACUGUGUUCAAGUGGGAUCCUCCCAACUGAACUGCAUGCUGGGAUUGGACCAGGAUCAAGUAUGGAUUGGCUCCCAGGAUUCUAUCAUUUACAUAAUUGAUACUCGCAGCAUGUCCUGCAAUAAGCAGCUGACAGAGCACAGGCAUGAGGUUAUGGACUUUGCCCUGGAGGAGAGUGACAAGAUGAGCCAGACAUACUCCUGUAGUGCCGAUGGAACAGUCAUUCUGUGGGACCUCUCAACGCUAAAAGUGAAAAAGCAGUUUCAACUGGCCUGUGAUUGGCUUAUGUCCAUUCAGCUCUUCAAUGGAACACUGUGGUGCUGUGCCAGAGACGGCAUCGUUGAACUGAGGAAGGACGGAACCCCACAUCGUAAGAUGACACUUCCUGAGGAUCUACGGAGCAUGCCCACUGAGUUCAGCAGCCUCAUCCUCUUCGUAGAGAGGGGCCAGUUGUGGACGAGCUGUUCUGAUUCUGACGAGCUCUGUCUCUGGCACUGUAAAGACCUGACCAAGCCUUUCCUGAGGGUGCAGCUGCAGAACUGUACAGGGGUCAACUGUAUGAUCAAGGUUAAGAAUCAGAUCUGGAUUGGCUGCAGCGGGCCGAGCCCUGAUCAAUGCAGGGUGAGUGGGAAGAUCUACAUAGUGGACACAGAGAGCCACAGUGUAGAGAAAGAGCUGAUGGCCCACACAGACAGUGUCCAGGCACUGUGCUCUGCAGAGGGCCGCUAUGUACUCAGCGGCUCCGCCUGCCAGGAUGGCAAAAUCGCCAUUUGGAAGGUUGAGUAGAGGACGAGUAGCCUGGUC
Salvelinus namaycush (lake trout) is the source of this 3825-nucleotide messenger RNA. RefSeq names its product DENN domain-containing protein 3-like. The transcript has 24 exons. Lineage: Eukaryota; Metazoa; Chordata; Actinopteri; Salmoniformes; Salmonidae. Gene Ontology annotation, cellular component: cytoplasmic vesicle. The record is from RefSeq and is a predicted model, not a curated record. Gene Ontology annotation, molecular function: protein binding. The coding region runs from base 1 to 3807 and encodes 1268 amino acids. Gene Ontology annotation, biological process: regulation of Rab protein signal transduction.